CGUGCAGUCGACUAGUGCGGUGCGAGUGUGUAGCGGAGUGCCUACAUACGAUUACAGGCGCAUUCAGAUAACUUGUCAGUUCACUCAACAGGUAGCGGUAAAGUUCACGUUCACGAUGAACAAUGAGGGGCCCGUUGCCGUCUCCGUGGCCAUAUCACCGGUCACAGCAGACCCGACCCGGACCGGCAGUGUCGAGGAAGACGAGGAGAUGGCUGCUACGGAGCGUGAACUCGCGGAGGACGCACAGUGGAAACGGAUUCAACAAAAUACUUUUACGCGAUGGGCUAACGAACACUUGAAAACGGUCAGUAAACAUAUUGGCAACUUGGAAACGGAUCUGUGCGACGGUUUGAGAUUGAUCACCUUGAUUGAAGUGCUUUCUGGAAAACACCUGCCAAAACACAACAAGCGUCCUACGUUUCGCUCACAGAAACUGGAAAAUGUAUCAGUGGCCCUCAAAUUUCUAGAAGGCGAUGAGGGGAUCAAAAUUGUCAACAUCGACUCAACGGACAUUGUAGACUGCAAAUUGAAGUUGAUUCUCGGCUUAAUAUGGACUCUUAUUCUGCACUACUCGAUAUCCAUGCCAAUGUGGGAGGGAGAAGACGAUACUCAGCAUGGAGAAAAGGGUGCAACCCCGAAACAGAGAUUAUUACACUGGAUCCAGAGCAAAUUGCCCGACCUGCCAGUCACCAACUUCACUUCUGACUGGAACGAUGGCCGCGCAGUCGGUGCCCUAGUCGACGCGGUCGCACCUGGUCUCUGCCCAGACUGGCAAGAUUGGAACCCAAAAGAUGCAAUUGAAAAUGCAACAGAAGCUAUGGGCUUGGCAGAUGAUUGGUUGAACGUGAGACAACUGAUCAAGCCUGAUGAAAUGGUCAGCCCGAACAUGGAUGAGUUGUCUAUGAUGACUUACCUGGCUCAGUACCCCAAUGCCAAGCUCAAGCCCGGAGCACCUCUAAGACCCAGAACCAACCCCAACAGUGUUCCUCCUCCAAGAGUGCGAGCAUAUGGUCCAGGAAUUGAGCCCACAGGCCCUGUGGUCGGUGCACCAGCCAUCUUUACUGUGGAAACUUUCUCUGCUGGCAAGGGGAAUGUGGAGGUUACGGUGGAAAAUCCUCAUGGAAAACUUGAACCUGUUGACAUCAGAUUCAACAAAGAUCGCAACUUGACUUACAGUGUAUCGUACACUCCUAAACUAGAAGGUACACACAAAGUGAGUGUCAAGUUUGCUGGAAGGGAGAUCCCCAAGUCCCCAUACUCUGUAUUGGUGGAAGGACAUGCAGGAGAUCCUUCGAAGGUCACAGCAUCAGGCCCAGGCUUGCAGCCUGACGGAGUCAUGAUUAACAGGCCUACAUACUUUGAUAUCUCAACUAAAGAUGCCGGGAAAGGUGUCCCAGAAGUUAUCAUCUUGGAUCCUGCUGGCCACAAAAAUACAGUCCCAGUCAAACUGCGCCAGAUCUCUCCCGAUGAUUGGCGUUGUGAGUACGUGUCUCCAGUCAUCGGUCUUCACUCUGUCAACGUGUUCUUCGCUGGUCAGUCCAUCACUGGAAGUCCCUUUGGAGUCAGAGUUUCUCCAGUUUCAGAUGCCAAAAGGGUGCGAUGUUGGGGUCGAGGACUGCAGCCCCAAGGUGUUCGUGUUGGGGAUGCUGCAGAUUUCCGCAUUUUAACUGCAGGUGCUGGGGAAGGUACCCCAGAAGUUCGCAUCAUUGGUCCAGGUGGUGUUAAUGAACCUGUGAAAAUAUCUAAAAUUGAUGGUACUACUUAUGAAGCCAUCUAUCACCCAAAGAAAGAAGGGAGAUAUGUGGUAAUGGUGACAUUUGCUGGCACAGAAGUUCCUAAAUCUCCCUUUGAAGUUAAUGUGGGUCCAUACAAGGAAACUGCCAUCAAAGCUUAUGGCCCAGGAUUGGUGGGAGGUGUGGUUGCGUAUCCUGCCUUGUUUACUGUUGAAACCAAUGGUGAAACUGGUACUUUAGGUUUUAGUAUAGAAGGGCCAUCUCAGGCAAAGAUAGACUGCCAUGACAACGGUGAUCGCUCAGCUGACGUCAGGUAUUACCCCACAGUUGCGGGCGAGUACGCAGUCCACAUUCUCUGUGAUAACGAAGAUAUUCCUAAAUCUCCUUACAUAGCUCAAAUCAUGCCAAAUACUGACUACUUCCCAGAAAAGGUGGAGUGUUUUGGCAAAGGUAUCGAGAGGGAUGGUGUGACCAAAGGCAAGCCUACAGAGUUCACUGUUGACACCAGGCGUGCUGGAUCAGCUCCCUUGGAUGUUCAGGUGUUGGAUGCAAACAGUAACAAUGUAGACAUGAACAUUCAGAACAACAAAGAUGGUACCUACACAUGCCGCUACACACCCAAGAUUGGAUCAAGACAUACAGUUCAGGUCAAUUAUGGAGGAGUAGCAACCAACCGAAGUCCAUACAGAGUAUUUGUAUCUCAGCCACUGAACCCUUCACGUGUGGAAAUAUUUGGACCAGGUGUGGAGGAGGGGGUCAAGUCAAAAACUCCCACUCACUUCAACGUUGACUGCCGUGAUGCUGGCCAAGGUGAUCUCAAAAUCUCAAUAACAUCUGAUGGCAAGACAGAGGUUCCUUAUCGGCUGAUCAACAAUGAAGAUGGCACCUACGUGGUGGAUUACUGCCCAGGGGCUCCUGGGGUGUACACUGUUACCGCCAGCUACGGGGGCAUUUCUGUGCCCCAGUCCCCUAUCAAAGUGCCUGUCAAACCUCAUGUGGACGUCUCCAAAAUCAAAGUUGAUGGACUUGAACCAACGGCUCCUGUCAACAGUUUACAGCAGUUCCGAGUGAUCACACAAGGGGCAGGCAAGGCAGAGUUUGCCGUCUCCAUUACGAGUCCUUCAGGGACCAAGGUGAAGGCACAUGUGAUCCCCACACAUGAAGGUUUCCUGGUCAACUUCACGCCAACAGAGUUGGGCGAGUACCUGCUGAGCAUAUCCUUCGGGGGUGAGCCGGUGUCACCCACUCCUUACAGAGUCACCUGUCUGCAUGACAGCGAUGCAAAUCGUGUGCAUGCCAGUGGUCCAGGCUUGGUGCGCGGUAUAGUGGGCUGCCCGGCAGACUUCAUCAUUGACACACGCGGCGCAGGCCAGGGUGCGCUCGGGGUCACAGUAGAGGGCCCCUGUGAGGCAGCCAUCAACUGCCGAGACAAUGGAGACGGAACCUGUUCCGUAGCCUAUCUCCCUACGGAGUCCGGGGAUUAUACUGUCAACAUCACCUUCAAUGACAGACACAUACCCGGCUCCCCUUUCCAAGCCAUCAUUCUCCCUGAGGCUGACCUCACUUCCAUCAAGGCCUCCGGCAACGGGAUUAUGCCUCAUGGAGUAUACGUAGACUCUCCAACUGACUUUGUGGUGGACUCUAGAGCUAUCAGCAAGGCAGAUGAUGGGAAGGUGACCUGCACCAUCACCAAUCCCUCUGGAAACUGCACAGAGAAUCUCAUUACUCCCCUUGCUGAUGGCACCUAUCGUAUUAGCUACACUCCCUUUGAGGAGGGCCAACACACAAUUGAUAUCCUGUAUGAUGGACUUCCUAUCCCUGGUUCUCCAUUUGUGGUGAACGUACGCCGUGGUUGUGACCCAUCAAAGUGUCGAGCCUAUGGCCCAGGUUUGGAACACGGGCUGGUUGACAAGAGUAAUGCAUUCACUGUUGAGACUAAAGGUGCUGGGACAGGGGGACUGGGUCUCGCCAUUGAGGGACCCUCUGAAGCUAAGAUGACUUGCCAGGACAACAGAGACGGGUCCUGCUCCGUGGAGUACCUGCCUACAGAGCCCGGCGAGUAUGAUGUGAGCAUCAAGUUCUCAGAUCAGCACAUCCCUGGAUCACCAUUCAAGGUAAAUGUUGAUGCUCCUCUGGACCCAACCAAAGUACAAGUGUAUGGCCCAGGAGUGGACCCAGAGAAUGUCAGGGAAAGAGUGCCUACCACCUUCAAGGUUGACACAACCAAGGCAGGAAAAGGCCCAGUUCAGGUCCUUCUACGAAGUGAUAGAGGACCUUUGCCCCAGCCUGAGGUGGUGGACAAUGGAGACGGAACAUACAAUGUCAGCUACACACCUCCGGCCGAAGGAUCAGUUGUUAAGGCCUAUGUCAAGCACAAUGAUAAGGAAAUUCCUCAAAGCCCAUUCCAAAUGAAAGUGAAACCACGCUGUGAACCCAAGAAGGUGAAGGUUUCCGGUCCUGCCCUAUCUGACAAGGGCGUGCCUGCCUCCAUCCCAACUGACAUUAUCAUUGACCCCACUCAAGCCGGCUUUGGUGAUCUUGAAGUCAGAGUAGUGGGUCCUGACAAUUAUCCUCGCAAAGUGAAGGUUGUGGAGAAUGCAGAUGGCACAUAUAAAGCGUCAUUCGUUCCUGAUGACUGUGGUCGGUACAAGGUCACUGUUAAGUAUGGUGGCAAGGAGAUUCCUACAUCUCCCAUCCCGAUACAGGCCUAUGCUACUGGCAGUGCGGAUGAGUGUAAGAUUACAGAAGGCAUCCAGAAGACGUUGUUGAGUGGUGAGGAGUAUUGUAUCACUGUCAACGCCAAGAAUGCAGGCCGAGGAGCAGUCACAUGCAGGAUUCGCUCCACAUCUGGCAGUGAUCUGGACAUCGACAUAGAAGACAACGAAGAUGGUACAUUUAGCAUUUACUACACAGUCAAGGACGCUGGCGAAUACACUCUCAGCGUUAAAUUUGGUGGUCAACCAGUACCCGAUGGCUUCUACACAUUUACGGCCGGAUCUGAAGAGUACAUUGACGAGGUCCGUGCGUCAACCACUCACAGCAGCAAAAGUGCUGACAAGAGUGUCAGUAACAGCUCCCGCACCCACCAGGAAUACCGGUCCGUGGUUCUCAACAGCAUCCCCUUACCCACUACAGGAGGACACGUCACAGCCGAAGUGAAGAUGCCUAGUGGUAAUGUGGACAAACCUGUGAUUGAGGACAACAGAGACGGAACUGUCUGUAUCAAGUACGAUCCUCGCGAGGAGGGCCUCCACGAGCUCUCUGUCAAGUACAAUGGUGAACAUGUUCAAGGAUCUCCAUUCAAGUUCCAUGUUGACUCCAUCAGCAGUGGGUAUGUGACAGCUUAUGGACCGGGGCUGACCCAUGGAGUCAGUGGAGAGCCUGGCAACUUCACCAUCUCUACCAAGGGCGCUGGAUCAGGAGGUCUGUCUAUGGCUGUGGAGGGCCCUAGCAAGGCAGAGAUUAGCUGCCAUGACAACAAGGACGGCACAGUCUCCGUGUCAUACCUACCUACAGCUCCUGGAGAAUACAAAAUUGCUGUGAAGUUCGGAGAGAAGCACAUCAAGGGAAGUCCUUAUGUCGCCAAGGUUACAGGGGAAGGACGCAAGAGGAAUCAGAUCUCCGUUGGUUCCUGCAGUGAGGUGUCUCUCCCAGGCAAGGUGACAGAAUCAGAUAUCAGAGCCCUCAACGCCUCAAUCCAGGCUCCCAGCGGCCUUGAGGAACCCUGCUUCCUGAAGAGACUACCAAUUGGAAAUCUAGGAAUCUCUUUCACACCCAGGGAAGUCGGUGAGCAUACUGUUUCUGUGAAGAAGAUGGGCAAGCAUAUCACCAACUCCCCAUUCAAGAUCAAGGUGGGUGACAAGGAGGUGGGAGAUGCCAAGAAGGUGAAGGUUACUGGCUCAGCCCUCACUGAAGGCAAAACCCAUGUCGACAACACUUUCACUGUUGAUACUAAAAAUGCAGGUUAUGGUGGUCUUUCACUUUCCAUCGAGGGACCAAGUAAAGCCGAGAUCCAGUGCAAAGACAACGAAGACGGUACACUGAAUAUUUCAUACAAGCCAACGGAACCUGGGUACUACAUAGUGAACCUCAAAUUCGCUGAUCAUCAUGUUGAGGGGUCUCCGUUUACAGUGAAAGUAACGGGUGAGGGCAGCAACCGACAGCGGGAGAAAAUCCAACGCCAGAGGGAAGCAGUUCCCAUCACUGAAGUGGGCAGUGAGUGUAAACUCACUUUCAAGAUGCCUGGAAUCACUUCAUUUGACCUGGCAGCAACCGUGACAUCUCCCGGAGGAGUGACGGAGGAUGCUGAGAUAAAUGAAGUGGAAGAUGGCUUGUACGCUGUCCACUUCGUACCCAAGGAGCUGGGAGUCCACACCGUGUCCGUCAAAUAUAAGGACAUUCACAUUCCUGGAUCUCCAUUCCAGUUCACUGUAGGCCCACUGCGUGAUGGAGGAGCUCACCGUGUGCAUGCUGGUGGCCCAGGUCUAGAGCGUGGCACGCAAGGCGAGCCUUGUGAGUUCAACGUGUGGACUCGUGAGGCUGGGGCUGGCUCGCUGGCCAUCUCUGUUGAGGGCCCCAGCAAGGCUGAGAUUGGUUUCAAGGAUCGCAAGGAUGGCUCCUGUUACGUCAGCUACACUGUUACAGAGCCAGGUGAGUACAGAGUCGGCAUCAAGUUCAACGACCAGCACAUCCCAGACUCACCAUACAAGCUUUUCAUCUCACCUGCGCAGGGAGAUGCACACAAGCUAGAGGUGGCACAGUUCCCUACCACUGGUGUGCAGGCCGACAAACCAGCGCAGUUCCUUGUCCGCAAGAAUGGGGCCAAGGGUCAACUUGAUGCCAAGAUUGUAUCGCCAUCUGGUGCUGAGGAUGACUGUUUCAUCCAAUCCAUUGACCCCGACACCUACUCCAUCCGGUUCAUGCCAAGAGAGAAUGGAAUCCAUAACAUCCAUGUCAAGUUCAACAGUGUCCAUAUCCCCGGUUCUCCAUUCCGCAUCAAGGUGGGCAAGGAGGAUGCAGACCCAGCGGCUGUCCAUGCCAGUGGCCCUGGCCUUGGAGACAUCAAAACUGGUGUGAAGACAGACUUCAUCGUAGAUACGUGCAGUGCUGGAGCUGGGACGCUGGCAGUAACUAUUGACGGUCCGAGCAAGGUUGCCAUGGACUGUACUGAGGUGGAAGAGGGCUACAAGGUGCGCUAUACUCCGUUAGUGCCUGGAGACUACUACAUUAGUCUGAAAUAUAACAGCUAUCACAUCGUUGGCUCUCCCUUCAAAGUCACCUGCACAGGUGAAGAUCUUCACUUAGCUGAGAAGGGAGCUCAAGAAACUUCCUCAGUGGUAGUAGAGACCGUUCAGAAAGUAUCCAAGAACAAGUCUCAAGGCAUAGUUCUGCCACUGUUCAAGUCUGAUGCCAGUAAAGUGACCAGUAAAGGAAUGGGUCUCAAGAAAGCCUAUCUGCAGAAACAAAACAUGUUCACUGUGGCUGCCACUGAUGCAGGCAACAACAUUCUGUAUGUGGGGAUCUACGGACCCAAGGGGCCAUGUGACGAGGUCUAUGUGAAGCAUAUGGGUCGUAACAACUUCACUGUCAACUACGUGGUCCGAGAGAGAGGAGAGUACAUAGUCAUCGUGAGGUGGGGAGAUGAACACAUCCCUGGUUCUCCCUUCAAGGUCGACGUCUAAAACACUUCCAUCUCAUCACCAUUUACCUUCAUUUUUGUCAGACUAUUUGUAUUUUUUUAGUUUUGUUGUUAAUUAUAUUUUGUUUAUUUUUAUUAUAAUUUAAUUUUGUUGUUGCUUUAAAUGUUUUAGAUUUUUUUAGAGUUUUGUUGAAAAAAUAGAUGAAACAUUUUGUAAUGCCAAUUUUAUAAAUCCAGACUUGCUCGUUACGUUUUACUUUAUAAAACAUUUAAAUUAGAAAUGUUGGAAAUUUUAAUUUUUCAAACAAGUUGUACUAACUUGUAUAUAUUACACAGUAACAAUGUAUAACUCUUUAUUUUAUGUUAGUUUUACUUCUAAAUAAGUGAGCAGAAAUGACCAACUCCCCCUAACCUGUCCUGAAGUCAUGUUGUAUCAUUUUUGUUCACAGUAAUAAAAUUAAUUAAAUUUUAUAAGUGACAUUGAAAUGAACUAGGAGCUAUUUUUUUGUUUUGUAACCAAGGUAAUAAUUGGUUUUCAUAAGUGUAUUUUGUAAUAGUCAUUGAAGGGAAGUGUGUAAAAAAGUGUGAUAGCCAUAAUUUUGUGUAAAUUAAACAAUACUUUAGUUGUACAGCCAUGUUAUAAUGUUCUUUUUUACUUGUUUUUUUUUUGUUGACAUAGUGAAUGCUUAGACCACUAAUAAUGUUGAAGCGCAUUCUUUUUUAUUAAUCCAAUAAGACAUUACUUAAUUGAUGAAGACAAUGUGAAUAAAUCAUUUCUUUUCAUUAUUUUAUAUGUAAAUGUAAUUUAGCUGUCUAUUUUCAUGUCAUGUCCUUCCUUAUAUGAAACAUAUUAUUUUGGCUCGACUGAAAGUCAAAUAUGAGUGAUUUGAUUGUUUGUAAAUUUUGAAAUCUGUCCCAACACUAAAUUCUUGCUAGUAGUGAAACAUUUUGUUUACAGUUCAUAUUAAGUAAGUUUCUUGAUUUUGGCUAUCAUGAACAGUAAAAUGUUUCAUUUAUCCUAUUAAUUUUAUAAACUGAAGUAUUAUCAGUGUUGUUAAAAUCUUUUAAAUCUAAGUUAUUGUUUAAGACCUAGGAUACGUUGUACUGAAAUCCCAGUUUUUAAAUAACUUGUCAACUCAUAAUACUGAAUGUAUUUGGAAACAAGUGUUAUGCUCAUACAUGUUAUUCUUUAAUUUUACUUUGCUGCUGACGUAAAGUUAAACACUUCCUUUAUAAGUUGAGGUCAACACAGCUCAAGGCUUAACCUUCUCUCUGUUAUCUGCUAUGUUCUUGUUAGGUUUUAUGACACUACCACAAAUGUGCCUUACAGUGUAGUCUAUAUUUCACUCCUACCAAGUUUAAUCCAUCAGCUUGGUUAAGUGGUGAACACGCUUAUCCAGCAGUCACAUUUUACUAAAGAUAAGCUCUAUCAAUUUAUUCAUGAAGCUUUCAAAAAUAUAUAUUUAUAUGACUGUGAAAUAUUUAUUUUCUUAUUUGUUCUACUAAUUAAUCAAAUAUAUUUUAUCUGUAAGUUCCAUAUUGUUUGUUUUUAUUUUCCUUUUAUUUUGCAAUAAUGUAGACUAUUUUUGAAUAAAUCUGUACAUAAACUC
Homalodisca vitripennis (glassy-winged sharpshooter) is the source of this 8981-nucleotide messenger RNA. It is a transcript of the gene cher, whose product is annotated as filamin-A. Gene Ontology annotation, molecular function: actin filament binding. The coding region runs from base 116 to 7414 and encodes 2432 amino acids. The record is from RefSeq and is a predicted model, not a curated record. Gene Ontology annotation, biological process: actin cytoskeleton organization. Lineage: Eukaryota; Metazoa; Arthropoda; Insecta; Hemiptera; Cicadellidae. The transcript has 40 exons.